CCUGUUGUUCUCCGCUCCAAUCAUGCAAACUGCUCAACAUUGUUUACAAGAAUUCUACUUUUAGCGGCGGCUGCGUAAUUUAUAGCACUGCAAGACCACUCACGAUAUCUUUGCCGUCACCGCUUCUCGGCUGCACUUCUGAGCAUUGUAUACGAAAUAUUCAUCAAACUCGUCAGAAAGACAAAUGUUGUUGCGCAGCGCGUCCUUGUUGCUUGCUGUUGUGCGGGGUAGUGGAGUUGCGGCACCGGCACAAGAGGAACAUCAGGGCGGGGCGGAUGCGGUAUGUUGUUUUUGCUUUUCAAGAAUUGUUCGGUGAAGCUGCAUUGCUCUUGCCACAAUGAAUCCGCGUUUCGUUUAUCAAGUUGUUUUGCGCACCCGCCCAUCUGUGUGCGGUGUCGUUUCUCUCUGAAAAUAAACGCUGACGCGACAUUCCUAAAUAACAAAUACCAGGCCCCGUGGGUGGACGUAAAGGGCGCGGACACGCGGCAGGUGCCGGAUCUUCCCGCGGACUGGUCUUUUGUCGACGAUGCGCCUAUGAACCUGGAAGGAGAUGAUUUUGUCACGGCAGGGGAUCAUGAUCAUCAACCGUCCGCCGGGAAAAUACCUUCCCCCACUGCCGCUUCUCCCAGCAAACCGAAGAUCGUCAACCCCAUCCUGGUGCAGCGUACCAACUCGGUCGCCUCCACCGCAACGCCGGCAAAUGGGGAUGGCACGACCCGAAGUCAUUUGCUCAAUACACCUUUCGGAACGCCGUAUACGGGUGCGAAAAAAACCUUCGGGUUCAACACCGAGCAAGAGGAGGAUGCGGGCAACGUCCGACCCCUUUUCGACGAGGAAAAGGAGGAAGAAGAAAAAGAGCCCGCGGAGGAAGAAGAAGAAGAGCCCGCGGACUUGCGGCCCUUGUUUGAUGAGGAUGAGGCUGCUAGUCAACUUUUCGAUGAAGACCGAGCGGACGAGCUGUUUCACCAAGUUAUGUACGGUGAUCACUACACGGCGGAACAAGCAAGUCCAAGUUCUGCUCAAAAGCCCGCAUCCUCUUUUUCUUCCAAGGGGCUGAAGAGAAAAGCGAAGGUGAACAAGACUUCCGCUCCCUCGAAGAAAGCAACCAUGGAACAACAAACCAACCUCGCGCGGCACGAGGACGACAUCUUUGACGAGGACCGGGCGGAUUUGCUGUUUCACGAGGUGUUCGGGAAUAAGAAGAAAAAAACGGAAGACCACCCCGCUGGUGCCACUUCUAGUGCUGCAACUCCAUCGAACCAGCAGGAGGAAGCGGAGGGCUCCGCGUCCGAAAGUGAGGACAUGUUCGACGAAAACCGAGCGGACGAGCUGUUUGACGCCAUCUUCGGCCAGGAACAGGAGGGCGAGGAGGAGGAGACGCAGACUAGUGACAUGUUUGACGAAGAACGCGCAGACGAGUAUGCAUAGCAAAAGUAUCGUACUCGUAUGAAUGCAUUACAAAUUUCCUGAGCAUGAGAAAUCUGUAAUCCGGAUUUACCUAAAAAAAAAGAUUUGUAAUGCAAGUCUUGCAUUUAUACGAAUACGAUAGGUUUGCACAGGAUAACGAGUUGUUUGAUGCGAUCUUCGGAAUGACGGAAGAAGACAAGCUGGCCCGGGAGCUGGCCCAGAUGAACUUGCAGGAGAAGGAGCACUCUGGCGCUGCUGUUCCGGAGAAAAGGAGUUUCCGCCUGCUGCCAUCGGUACUUGGAAGAUUUUUGUUUCACUACUAGCGAGAACGAGAAGUGGUCAUAUGCGCAUGUAGGAAAUAAUUUAUCGAUCAUUCUGCACUAGUACAAAAACACCCUAAAUCUUUUAGACCGGCCAGUCGCUGUUCGUGCCGAAAACUUCGCAGAAGACGGGUCUCAAAGUUCACGCGGCGUCUGCCUCGAAGAAGCCGAAGCGCUUGUCGCGAGACAAGGAAAUCGCGGAGCCGCAGAAGAAGGAAGAUGUGCGCUUUCUCCCAUCGGUAUCGGUCUGUUUGGGAAAUGAAGCUAGACGCAGACGUAGCUCUGCUUUUUUGCAUCGCACACCGUUCGAGCUGCCUCAGUUUUUUUUUCCCGUUACUAUGGCAAAAAAUCAACAAAUUUCUAGUUCGGCGCCACGCUGCAGACACCGACGGUGCCCUAUCUGGCCCGCGUGGAGGAACACAGACCGACGACUGCGCCAGAAGUCGACUCGAAUACACCGCACGCGCAAGCAGGUAUGGAAACGAUUUUGGAAGAUAUGUUGCACCCGAUUUUCUGUUUCGCGAUAGAGUCCUAAGCAAAAUGCGUCUUUGAGAUUCGUUCAUAAAAAAACUCCACUCGCUUACAGAAGCCCUGCACGGCGAUACAGCAAGCCUACGCGCCUUCCACGGCAAAGCCGACAUCCGGGCGGCUUCGUGCGACACCUUACGGCAAAAGAUGCAGGAGGAACGGGACGAAUCGGUGCGACGAAGGGACGAGAAACGUUUGGAUGCGAAGGUGGCCAAGCGGACGCCAAGUGUCGUGGGACGAGGGCGCGGGAAAGAUAUGGAGAAGAAAACCUGGAGGCCACGUAAAAGAUCGUUUUUGGUGUUGGAAUUAUAACUGUAAUGAUGUGAGAUUACUGCCCCGUCGUGUGAAUCAUAGUGCGAACUAAGUGGCACUUUACCCUGGUGCAGAGAUUAGGCCAUGCGCUGGGACGCACUACUUAAGUGGAGUACUCAAGCGCACUACUUAAGCGGAGCACUUGUCCGCACUACUUAAGCGGAUUACUUAAGCGCACCACCUAAGCGCACUACUUAAGCGGACUGCUUAAGUGAACUACUUAAGGGCACCACCGAAGCGGAAGCGUACUACUUAAGCGCGUCACAAAGUGCGAAGCAUUUAAGCGAAGCACUUAGCUUAGGCGAAGGACUUAGGCGAAACACUUAAGCGAAGCACUUAAGCGAAGCACUUAAGCGAAGCACUUAGGCGAAGCACUUAAGCGAAGCACUUAAGCGAGCACUUAAGCGAAGCACUUAAGCGAAGCACUGAAGCGAAGCACUUAAGCGAAGCACUUAAGCGAAGCACUUAAGCGAAGCACUUACGCGAAGCACUUACGCGAAGCACUUAGGCGAAGCACUUACGCGAAGCACUUAAGCGAAGCACUCAAGCGAACCACUUACGUGAAGCACGUAAGCGAAGCACCUAAGCGCGAAGCACUUAAGCGGGAAGCAUUUUCUCGACGCAAUUAGGCGAAGCACUUAAGCGAGGCACUUAGGCGAAGCACUUAGCGCCAGUGCUUGGGCGGGGCACUACUUAGGCCAGGCGCUCCUUAUGCGAGGCACUAUUUCGGCGAGGAUCCAUGGCACUACUUAGGCGAGGCACUACUUAACAGAGGCACUACGUAAGAGAGGCGCCACUCAGGUGAAGCAGAUAUUUAGGCGACGCACCACUUAGGAGAGGCGCGCACUACUUAGGCGAGGCGCUACUGUGGUGCACUACUGCUCAAGCGAGGUAGCGAGACGCUAUUCUAGGGAGGCGCUUCUUGUCGCAGGAGCUUCUAAAGGGAGACGCUACAUACUUCAGUACUUAUUUAAGCAAGCCGUCUGUCAUUUACAUUUUGCAUCAACCGUUUCGCCCAUAUUUACAGGCCAAGUCCCCACCGCGUACGACGCAUCGGAGGAGAAAUCCCUCGCCAACGACGACACUACAACCUCCGUGACAGCGGAGCAAGAAAAGCAACAGCUGGCCGAGAAGCGCGCCGCGAGUCUGGUCCCCAGCCUGGCGGACGAGAGGAAGCAUCACAAGGACAUGCUGCAAGCGGGCUUGGAGGCGGUAGCCGCAUACCACAAGGCGCUGGCAGAGCGGCUUGCCGAAUCGGACUACUCGACCUCGGCGAGUCCGCCACUGAAGCCGACCGGGGUGGAGCAGGAUAAGCUGCAAGCCAAUGCGGGUGAUGUAGUUCCGGCAGUGGAACAACUGCAGCCGUUGGACAACUUCCAGCGACUAACCUCCACCGGGUCUUCCUCGAACGACUUGUUUGCCAUGAAUUCCAACGGAAAAUCCGACACCCGAGCGGACUCCGUCGCUUCCAACCGGUUUCGAAAGCAGCAGAGCCGGGACCACUACCAAACCAAGAAGGACCAGCGGCAGUGGGUGCCGAAGCACGCGUUAAUCGCGGCGAAGAAGCAGCAGCAGCGGGAGCGCAGCACGAGUGUGUCCGCAGCGAAGAUGCCGUACAACUUCGACAAAAACGAGGAGAAAUACCUCGCGAAGCGGGGCGCCGGUGGUCUGCGGGGCUGGCAGUAAGCGGGAGAACAGCGAUGUAACUGGUGUGGGUGUGUCUCGGUGAAAAAAUUGGGAUGAACGUGCAGGCCUUUCGAGUAGCAAAGAUUUUGUAGAGAUUGAAAUUUUGCAUUUGCAGCUCCUUUUCCCGAACCUAGCGAGUUGUCAUUAUAGCAAAAUCCUGAGAAUGAACCCAAAUUUAUUUUCGAGUCAAGCUUAAGUACCGCUGUAAAUGUCAAAUUAAAAAAGUAGAAGAUACAUGUAUCAAAAACGCACGUAAAGCUUGGCCAGAGUGCACUAUUUCUGAAACAAUGAAAGCUGCUACCGCAGGGGAAUCGUUUAUUUUUUAUUUUGCAAAACCUUAUUUUCGAUGUAGUAUUGCAAUUGGAUAACGCUGGCAGUUGUUUUUGUCUUGUGGUCUGCUAAACUUUUGUUUUUUGGAAGUCUCCCUGGCUUUUGCAGUUAUCUAAUUUUCAAAUUGACGCUCGAGAAUACUAGUUUUCGCAAAGCAAAUGCUUUUGACAGGAAGAACCGCUGAAGAUUGUCGCAGCGCCUUUUCGAACUAUUUUUUUAACUGACAGUGAAGAAA
Amoebophrya sp. A120 is the source of this 4818-nucleotide messenger RNA. Lineage: Eukaryota; Dinophyceae; Syndiniales; Amoebophryaceae. The record is from the annotation of a GenBank genome assembly.